Anopheles coluzzii is the source of this 2351-nucleotide messenger RNA. RefSeq names its product RILP-like protein homolog (gene Rilpl). The record is from RefSeq and is a predicted model, not a curated record. The coding region runs from base 167 to 1357 and encodes 396 amino acids. Gene Ontology annotation, biological process: cilium assembly. Gene Ontology annotation, cellular component: cytoplasm; ciliary basal body. The transcript is spliced from 3 exons. NCBI's taxonomy places the organism in Eukaryota, Metazoa, Arthropoda, Insecta, Diptera, Culicidae.
GCUUUUCUUUUGUCAUUUCUGGCUGCUGGAAAAAUACAUUUCAACAACACAAGGAAAAAAAUAAUCCUGUGCAUUAACACAUAUUGAUACGCAUCGGUCGUAUUCUUUGGCGAAAACGAAGCCGUUAUCAAACAUUUUUGGCAGCCCGCGAUCGUCAAACAGCAAAAUGAAUGUGGCGGAAAAGUUUAGCGUAGUGGACGUGUACGAUUUAGCGUUGGAAAUUGGGAAAGAGUUUGAAACAAUCAUCGAUGCAAAUGGAGUAAACGCAGUGUCUGGGCUGAUUACGAAAGUGGUCAACGCGCUGGAGCUGAUGGAAACGUUGAUCUGCCAGAAUGAAAGCGAAAAUGGCAACCUGCAAGAGCUGCAGGAGAAAAUUGCCCAGCUGGAGGCCGAAAAGGAGCAGAAGGCUGCGUCGCGUUCGCGAUACGAAAAGGAACUGGAAGCGAUUGAAGAUCAAUGGCGCACCGAGGCGAAGGAGCUGUUUCAGGUGAUCGAUAAGCUGCAGGAAGAAAACCGUAAACUGCAGCGAGGAAUUGCCCAGUCGGCAAGUGAAAGCACUAAUCAGAGCGACGAACGCUCUCGGAACGGUGGCACGAACGGUGGCUUUCCCAACGAUUCCGAUGCGCUAGAGCCGGAGGCGGACAGUGUGUUAAAAAAAUCGGAACACAAAAUUAAGCUCUCCCAGCUGGAGGAAAAGCUGAAGCGCAAAGAGAUGGAACUGUGCGAGAAGAUGGCCGAAAUCGAAAGCUUGUCCAGCCAAAAUGAUCGCUUGAAGAAGGUGGUAAGUGAAAGCCGCAGGCGGCAGAAGCUUUCGCACAAUCAGAUCAUUACGCUGUGCGAGGAACGGGCCGACUUUCUGGCCCAGAUACAAGACCAGCAUCACGAGAUCAAGGCACUGCGGAUGCAGCUCGGACUGGCCGAAAAGGAAAACGAAGACUUGGCGAACCGGGUUAACGACGACGAACGGCCGCGGUUCUCGACGGUCGAGCUGAAGGAGAUGCUGACCGAUCGAAAUGAGUUGAAAGCUCGCGUGAGCGAUUUAGAGCAGGAGCUGAUGACGUGCCAGGCCAUAGGCACGGGCACAGAGAACGACCACAGCAAACCAAACGCAUUGGCCAAAGAACCCAGCAAUGAGGGACCCGCGGCCGAUUUCAGCGACCUCCCGGUGCAAGGUCCACUCCCUUACGAGCCGGAAGAUGCACCGUGGAAGAAGAGCAGCGAAAGUGGCAUAAGAAAGUUCUUCCGCAAAUUGUUCAAUGAAACUUCUUCCGAUUGUUCGAGCUUCUCGCAACGCUCGCUAUCGACCCUCUCGAAAAUGGCGCUGUCAUCGGGACCGCACAGUGAUAUACCGAUCUAAAUGGUAAGCGCAGCACAAUGUGACUCGGAAAGGGAGGAAAACCCGAACCAACAACGAUCAUGGAAUAACAGGCAAGGAAUCACGCGUACUAUACACGCCGACAGAGCGCUUACCCAAGCCGUUGGCGGUUUUAUCGAUUAGAUUUACCAAGUUUUGAUAAACAGUCACGCGGUACAAAAACACGUGCGUACGAAAUAUCCGUUUUAUUGCCAUAGCGCAUAUUAUUGUUAGCAAGGUAUAUAGCGUCUUGUUUGUUUGUUUGUUUUACAAAACACCGAUCCAGUUCGUAGACAUGGUUGAAAAACGUUGUGUUUUCGGAUAGCAGCAGUGCUGUUACCCCAAAACAGUUUAGUAUAGUUCUACCGAACAGUGAAUGUUCAAACUUCUUCCGAUCAAUAUCGCUCUCUCCCUCUCACUCUCUAGUAGUAGCGCAGUGCAUGCAGUACAGUUGUCUUCGCAUAGCUAAUCUAUCGUUGUUUUGAGUAGCAAAAAAGAUAUUUCACUCUAGAGACGGUAAAUGGAAACAAAAACACAAGACAACAUUAACAAGACUUUUAAAGGGAUAACAUUAACGAAACGACAUAUGUAGCAGCAGUAUGUAUGGACCCAACAUUUCCAACUCUUCCAUUACUAUUAGCGAUUUAACGGGUUAUCUAUCCCCAGGAGGGCUAGCUGAGUGGGAAGAAAUGGUUAUGAGGUAUAGGAAAGGAAACAAUAUUUAACUGGUUCUAGUCAUCAUCCACCAAGCGCAAACAAAAAGCCAAGGAAGCCAAGUUGUUAGAUCUUAGACAAGAGACAUUCCAUUCCAUUCCAUUCCAUUGACCUCUAUUUUAGCAUGGGGAUGGACUUUAAGGGUUUUAGUUGAUACAUUCCUCUGUCAAGACUGUCAAGCUAAGUUGAGUUUCAAACUCUGAAGACGAAAGUGGUGCAAUUUACAUAGAUUGGGAACAGGUUAAAGGUAGUAUGUAUGCGUAUGUGCAUCAGGGGGGGGGGG